Messenger RNA from Ambispora gerdemannii, 2055 nucleotides. NCBI's taxonomy places the organism in Eukaryota, Fungi, Glomeromycota, Glomeromycetes, Archaeosporales, Ambisporaceae. The record is from the annotation of a GenBank genome assembly.
AUGGUAGUGGCAUCAACAGCCCUGGACCCACUUUACCACAAAAACAAUAUAACAAAAGAUGAUUACAUCAAUAACGAUAAAGAUGAUACCAAUUCACUGCUUACCACAUACGAUGGAAGCGGGGCACAGCUGUGGUCGGGUGCCGUACCUAUCGCUGGGGCUUUGGCAUUGACUGCUACAGCUCUUUCGAUUGUUUCGAUAUUAUCCCAUUUGAAAAACUAUAGGAAGCCGCAUCUACAACGAUUCGUUGUGCGUAUUUUAGGAAUGGUACCGAUUUAUGCCUUAACUUCUUGGGCAAGUCUAAUUUCACUCGACGCUGCUUUCUAUUUGGAUGCCGUACGAGAUAUAUAUGAAGUAACGUGUCUUGGCAUAAUGAUUCAUGCAUUUGUAAUAUACUGUUUUUUCAACCUACUAAUCAAUUAUCUGGGUGGCGAACGUUCACUCCUAAUUCUACUUCACGGUCGCCCGCCGACGCCACACGUGAUACCCGUCAGUCUCUUCACAAGAGAGAUGGAUGUCGGGGAUCCGUACUCAUUCCUAUUCUUGAAACGUGGAAUUCUUCAGUAUGUAUACAUAAAACCGAUUCUCGCCGCUGUCACUCUGAUACUAAAGUGGUUUGAAACGUAUCACAAUGGUUUGAUCGCGGUGCAGAGUGGAUACUUUUGGGUGUCGCUUAUUUUCAAUGUUAGUUGUUCUUUGACGCUCUAUUGUUUGGCAAUGUUUUACAUGUGCACCAAGGAGGAUUUGAAGCCGUAUCGACCGAUACCGAAAUUUUUGUGUGUGAAAGCAGUUAUUUUUUUCUCUUUUUGGCAAGGAUUCGCUAUUUCUAUGUUGGCAUGGUUAAAUGUAAUACCUGCCGAUGAAUACAUUUCGGUAGCUAUUCAAGAUUUUUUAAUAUGUGUGGAAAUGGUUGCUGCUGCAAUAGCACACUGGUACGCAUUCUCCUACAAAGAUUACUACAACCCGUACGUGCUAUCGGCUCGUAUGCCAAUGAAGUACGCGUUAAAAGACGCCAUCGGAAUGAAAGACGUGAUCGAGGACACGCUCGAAACACUACGUGGCUCGCGAUUCAACUACCGAACCUUCGAGCCGGCCGAAGGCAUGGCACACAUCGGGGCUAGUAGGACUUCGCGAAUCAUGGCAGGUCUGAGGUACGCUUCGGGCGGCGCAAGCAAAUACUGGGUCGCGGAUCCGAAUCAGAGAACCGCGCUGUUGAGUGGGGGAAGUACCGUUGGUAAUGUUGGUCAUGCAGAAAAUCAAGAUUACGAUUUGGAUUUUCCGGAUCAUCUUGACGAGGAUGUCGAAUCUAUGUAUGAUCAUAGUAGAAAAUUGGGAAAGUAUGGUGAUUAUAAUUUCCCGGUCAUCGAUGGAAAUUAUGGAAAACGAAGGGAAAAUUCUUCGUCUACUGCACCGUCGUCUUCAUCUACGUCCUUGCAAAAGAAAGGAAAGGGAAAGCGUAAGGAUACUCUGUCAAAAAAGAGCAGUGCGAUUGCGAAUAAUAAGCCAAAGAAACCAAGGCAACUUAGUGAUGUUGUUCCACCUUUCCGACCAGGAUGCGUGGAUCUUGUUACCGAAGUAAAAGACGAGUCAGGUCGACAUCUUGAAAGUUAUGUGGAGACUAUCGAAAAGAUGACUACACCUUCGUCAUUACAAGGACAAUCUUCUUUUCCUAUAUUGGAUCCAUUUGUGCUUGGUGUUCGAUUAUCGCCAAAUGUUCCCCUUCAACCACAAAAUCAUUAUAAUCAUCCUGCUUACAUAAAUAAAACUAAAACAACAACACCACCGAUAAUAAGUUAUCAUAAAAAAGGGGAACCACUGUCAAAUGGCAUUUCAUCAAAUGGCAGAAUAAAAGGAUCAAAUUACUUCAUAUCGAGUAAUAAUUCGCCGCCGCCGUCUUCUUUUAAAAUUAGCAACAACAGUGGCAGCAAUAACAUCACAAAAUCCAAACCGGUACCAAUAAAAGGAUCAUCACGGCAAUCAGAAAAGCGGCGAUCUGUGCGAUCUAUUGAGAAAAAUAUGUGGAAGGAAGAUAUAUGGAAUAGUCGAGUCGAUUAA